AUGGCACUAGGGAAAGAUGCUGUGGAACAGCUGCGGCAGGAGCUCGAAGGCGGGUAUAAUCUCAACGCCAGCCUCCUGGAAUUGCUCAGACGCCCCCUCGAUUGGCGUGGCCAGAAGGUGGCUGUGGAGAUGAUCCAAGGGCUCUCUCAGGUGCUGAAGGUGUCUCUGUUCAUGCUGAAUCCUGGCGACAGCAGUACAGCAGGGGAAGUGAGGACGGCGCCAUGCCCCAAGGCAACGACGCACGGUGGCACCGGCAAGCACACUCCAGCCAAAGAUAAACGCAUCAGUGGAGAACAAGUCACCCCUGCUCCCCUCACAAAGAGUAGAGGACAGAAGGUUACGAGAGAGGAGAUUACAUCCUCGCCUUACAAGGAUGGUUCCCAAUGGAGAAAAUAUGGACAAAAGAACAUUCGGAACAGAAUAUUUGCAAGGUACUACUACAAAUGCAUGUAUAGCCAUGAGCGCGGCUGCAGGGCUAAGAAGCAAGUGCAGCAGCAGGACAACAGCAGCGACCACCGCCCAAUGUUUCUCAUCACCUACGUGAACGAACACACGUGCCAACAACUGCAUCCUACAGAAAAUAUCAGCACGACGAACACCACGGCAAGGAACGACCACUUUGAUCCUCCACAACACGUCGGUACCAGCACCGAACUGGAAAACAAAAUCAUGGCCAAGUGCCUUGCCAACGUAGUCAUUGGCAGAGCUGCGGCUCCGUCGUCAUGGUCGUCGCCAGCUUCCUCCAUGCUGCCGCCGCCACCGGUGGAAGAGAAUAUGGGCGAGAUGAUGGAGAUCUAUAGCUAUUUCUUGUGUGGCCCUCCGUUUCCGCCAGCGUCAGCGUGGGCGUGA
This is a messenger RNA of Brachypodium distachyon (stiff brome), 849 nucleotides long. Its product is annotated as probable WRKY transcription factor 70. The transcript is spliced from 3 exons. Gene Ontology annotation, molecular function: sequence-specific DNA binding; DNA-binding transcription factor activity. NCBI's taxonomy places the organism in Eukaryota, Viridiplantae, Streptophyta, Magnoliopsida, Poales, Poaceae. Gene Ontology annotation, biological process: regulation of DNA-templated transcription. The coding region runs from base 1 to 849 and encodes 282 amino acids. The record is from RefSeq and is a predicted model, not a curated record.